Anopheles coustani is the source of this 1971-nucleotide messenger RNA. RefSeq lists its product as uncharacterized. The record is from RefSeq and is a predicted model, not a curated record. Gene Ontology annotation, cellular component: membrane. The transcript has a single exon. Bases 1 to 1971 code for a protein of 656 amino acids. Gene Ontology annotation, molecular function: glutamate-gated receptor activity. NCBI's taxonomy places the organism in Eukaryota, Metazoa, Arthropoda, Insecta, Diptera, Culicidae.
AUGUUCUUAGGAGAGCUCGUGACAGUCCAGUCGCAGAAGGUCACCGACUGUCCAGUAAUUCAGGACACGCGACCAGCUGCGUUCAUGUGGUUUGCGUGGGCGCUUGUUUGUGUGCCGGUUGUGCACGCGCUUACACCAACACCGGCAGUAGUUAGUCCCCGCAGGUCCCCGCUGUCGGACGUGAUUGGAAUUAUCCUGCACACGCACUUCCAGCAGCCGUACACGACCACACUCGUGAUAGUACGCAGCCAGACCGAGGAUGGGCGCCGCAGCUUGCAGGAUCUGGUGUCGUUGCUGCUGUUGGAUUACGUAAGGGGCCAGCUGAUGAUCCAGUUCGAGGGAGCUCCGGUCACUAACCAAUCCUGGCAACGGCCAUGGUCGCACAUCCUGCUGCUAGCGGAGGAUUACGAAGCCCUGCGCUUGGUCUAUGGGCAGCUAACUCUGAACCGGUACGACUUCGCGGGGUACUACUUGAUCGUGCUCAUCGGUACCGACACCACACUUGCUACCAUCGAUCGCAUAUUCAACGACCUGUGGCAACGGCAGAUAGUGAACGUGAUCGUGGCAUUCCGGGUGCCACCAGCACCCAACUUCGUGCAGCUCUGGACGUACUUCCCGUACUCGCCCGGUUUGUGCCGUGUACCAAAGCCACACCUGGUGCUUACCUGGCCAAACGACACGCUGCUGUACGGCGUUAACUUCUUCCCACGCAAGAACGCCAACUUCCAUGGCUGUCCUCUCAAGGUGGGCACGUUUGAGACACGUCCGUUUACGAUACUGACCGGCACGCCCGGACCAGGGCUAGGUCUCUCCGGCUUCGAGGGUGACCUGCUUGCUAGCGUCGCUACGAAGCUGCGGUUCUCCGUCAACCUCCGUAUACCGCCGCACUCGCAACAGUGGGGCGUGGCGGCCUUCGAGAACAGUACCGGCAUGAUGCGAAUGAUCUACAGCGAGGAGGUGGAUUUUGGUAUUGGAUGCCUCGGCGUGUCGUCUGAGCGCAAUGCCAUGCUGAAACCGGGCAAGGUACACUUUACCACCGAGCUGGUGAUCGUGGUACCUCCGGGGCGGCCAUACACCCCCAUCGAGAAGCUAAUCCAACCCUACAGCCCACUCCUGUGGGGUGCCAUUGUCUCCUACUUUGGACUUGGUAUGCUGACGAUCAUCACUUCCCAGCGCAUGCCGGUGCUACGACGCUACCUGAUCGGGCGUGGGGUCCAAGCGCCAAGCCUUAACAUGCUGCGCCUGCUGUUCGGCAAUCCGUUACCACACACCCCGACCGGAACCUUCCCCCGUACGCUGCUUCUGCUCUGGGUGCAGCUCUGCUUCGUGCUGCAGAUCGUCUACCAAGGCUCCCUGUUCACGUUUCUGCAGCGUGCCAGCCGCCAUCCGCCGAUGGCUACGCUGGCCGACAUCGAGCGAAGCGGUGCACACUACCACAUCACCGAGUCCGCCCGGCGCUUCUUCGAGCCCUUCCCCCAGCAGCUUGGCCGCCUUCGGUACUUCCCUCCCGGUCCGGACAGUAUCGCUACCCGGCUACGCUGGGUCGGCGCUCACCCCGACGACCCGGACGUCACCAUGUGCACCCAGGACCAUGUGGCGUACUACAACCGGGCGAAUCGUCGCCGGCUGUGGAUAGCACGCGAACCGUUAGCCCUGUAUACCGUCACCGUCCUGUACCCGAAAAAAUCGAUGCUAACGACCAGCUUCGACGAGCACAUCGAGCGCAUCGAGUCGUCCGGGCUGCUCAAGUUCUGGGUCGCGCGCUACGGCGACUACCACUUUUUCGAGCGCAGAUCACGCUCUGCCCGGGCCAACACCCCGGCGCCCAUCAGCAUAGGGCAGCUUCGUGGUGCGUUUCAGCUACUUCUCUGCCUGUUGGCCACCAGCGGGGUCGUGCUACUCGGCGAACUCUUUUGGAUCCGAAAGACGGCGCACCAUAUUUCGCAAACCAACACACUGACUUAUCCGUAA